Molecule: messenger RNA, 833 nt
Organism: Cylicocyclus nassatus
Lineage: Eukaryota; Metazoa; Nematoda; Chromadorea; Rhabditida; Strongylidae
Source: the annotation of a GenBank genome assembly
AUGAUUUUCAUCAAUACUCGUCCACUCGAUGAAGCCAUAAAUGAAGAUCGCCGUCCAAGCAAGGCUCCUUCUCACCAGUCUGUUCAUCCCGAACCGAGGAAAAUACAUAUGAACAGAAUAGCGCUAUGUCUUCUCACAUUCUACAUUCUCGUCAGCAUCAUUCCUGUGCUUCUACACUAUCCACUAUCACUCAUUUCACUCAUAGUUCCAUGCAUUCUGUUCAUCUAUGCUGUGUGUACCCUCCGCUCAGAGAGCAGGUCAAACCAAUGGCCUUGUUGCCUAGUGGCUAUCAUUGGUAUAUUAAUCAAAAUAGCCGCUGUUGUCAUUUACAUCUCCAUUUUCCCUGUCAAAGACACACAAGAACAAGUUCCUCCUAUUCCAACCAGGCUGCAAGCUCGAGCGGAUGCUUCCAUGAAUCAGUACCGGCUCAUAUUCUACGUGGUAGUUUUGGCUCUCGAAAUUUUCCUGCUUGUGGUAGGAGGGUGUCUAAAAUGGCAUUUGAGCGCAUUAGAGGGAAGCGAUAUUAGUGUCCAGAAGCAAGUAAAGAGAUCUUCGACAGCAGCAGCAUCUAGUCAAGCACUAAUUCCAGGAAAUCCCAGUGCUCGGCAAAGUCUGGCUUGAAAAAAACUUUUCAAAACAGAUGCAGUGCUCGAUGUUUAUAUAUCACAUAUUUCCCUUCGCUAUCAUUCAUGGCUAGUUCAUCAAAAUCUGAUGCAUUUAGGAUGUUUCUUGUUCUGUACAAAUGACCUUAUUUUCGUACAAUUAUUAUUUUAUACGCUAAGGCAUGUGCGAAUCGUACAAAAUCUGGAUGCGUAGUAUUCAUAUUCCAAAGC